GCGUGUCCGGUAAGGGAUGUGGGCGUGUCAGGAAAGCGCCCAAGGCUCGAGCGCUCCGUGGGAAAAGAAGCUCAGAGGGUUUCUGGAGGGAAGGGAAGAAAAAAAAAAAAACGAACAGAUUACGCAGAGAGGCGCGCGCGCGCCACGACCAGCUGUGCGCACAUCGCUCGCGCUCCGGUCUCUCAGCCCCUGAAGCUCGCGCUCGCGCUCGCGCCGACAUGAAGCGGCCCUGUGAGGACAGCACAUCCGACAGCGACAUGGACGAGACCAUCGACGUGGGCAGUGAGAAUAACUACCCCGCCCAAAGCAGCAGCUCUUUUCUGAGAUGUGCUUCUCCCACCACCACCUCACAGGUCAUGGCCCGAAAAAAACGCAGAGGGAUCAUCGAGAAGCGACGGAGAGACCGGAUCAAUAACAGUUUAUCGGAGUUGCGUCGCCUGGUGCCGACUGCUUUCGAGAAGCAGGGCUCUGCUAAACUAGAGAAGGCUGAAAUACUGCAGAUGACAGUAGAUCAUCUAAAGAUGCUCCAGGCUACAGGAGGAAAAGGUUAUUUCGAUUUCCAUUCUCUGGCCAUGGACUUCAUGAGCAUCGGUUUCCGUGAGUGUCUCACCGAAGUGGCUCGCUAUCUGAGUUCGGUAGAAGGACUGGACUCAAGUGAUCCGCUGCGCAUUCGCCUCGUCUCACACCUCAGCAGCUGUGCCUCUCAACUCGUCGCCUCAUCCAUCACACACCACCCUCAGGCCCUGCAUCCUCUCCACCCGCUGCACCCGCUACCCGCAGCCUUUCUAGCACACGCCACACCAUCGCCUUCCUCCUCAUCUUCCUCUUCAGAGCCACAUCGCGCCUCCUUCUCUCACGCCGGGAGCAUAGCACCGCCACUCUCCACCUCCCUGCUCUCGCUCUCUGCAACCUUCCCCCUGUCUUUUCCCGCUGGAUUCCCACUCUUCGCUCCUAGCAUGACAUCAUCGGCGACCAUCAGCCCCUCCAUUUCCAGCUCUUCCACAUCGUCGACGUCACAGCAGAGCAGCUCCAGCACCAGUUCUGCUAAACCCUACCGGCCAUGGGGGACUGAAGUGGGAGCCUUCUGAGCGCUGAGACUGUGAACUAUAAACGCUGCUCUUUCAGCCACAAUCAAUUCGACAAGUGCCUGGCUGUGUGUAUCAUUGAAGUAAACCUCAUGGGAGGGGAAGACAGUGUGGAUCAUGUUUUGUACGCAUCACACAUGGAUGAUUGAUUGGUAUUUUCAAUGAAAUGGGCCCAUCACUGUCUUUUUUUCUUAUCUUUACCCUGACAUUUCCCAUGGAGAAAUACCACGAUUUUUGUUUCACACAAACUUUACAUGAAGGGAUGAUGCUGUUCUGCAGGACGGUGUGACUGAAAUGCAACUUAACACAACAGACAAUAGCAGCUAAGAUCCUAGUAAUGCUGAAUCGAAUACAAGCUCGAUAGUGUCUUUCGUCGGAUUUGAACUCACAACCUUCCAGUCACCUUUACUGCUGAGAAACAACUGUCCUACUGAAAUAUCAUGUCUGUGCAUAAAGUCCCAGGAAACAGUGCAAAAUAUUAAAAAUUAUUUGUAGUAUGUAAACAUUGUUAGUUAUAUUAAAUAUCCAGAAAAUGCUUGGAUGAGGGAAAACUAGCAAAACACAUUAACAAGCCAAAAACAUGACAGCAAAUUCAGAAACACAAAAUGGAGAGUAUAGUUCCUUAUUAAGCGUCACAUUCUUGCUGAUGAUUGGACAUGGCGUAUGACUAUCACAAAGACAAAGAAUUGCACUUUUUCAGUCUGGUAUCUAGUUUAACCUAGUGAAAGUGAUUUAAUGAGAAGUUACUUAUGUUAUUAUUUCUUUCCUUUAGGCAGGUUUUCAGCUCUGUGUUUUCAUAUUUAUAGUAAUGCCAUGCAAAACUGACAGCAUGUCUAUAAUAACAUCAUAUGAAUGCCCUUGAUUUAAAAAAAAAAAAAAAAAGCACAAAUAGAAGCGUAAGUCGAUUUAGGCUCAUAUUCCUCUUACUGUAAAGAUCCUUCAGCUUUUUGUUUUCCAUGGUCUCUCGGACUGACACAUGCCGUAACCAAUCAGCAACGAGUAUGUGACGUUCAAUAAGGACAUACCCUUUUUGACUUAAUGUUGAUGUGUUUUCAGAUUUGCUGUUAUGUUUUUGGUUUGUUAAUGUGGUUUGCAUUUAUGGGCCAUGGUUAAAAAAAAAAGAAAAAAAAUUGAAAUAAAAUAAACCUGCUCAAACACAAACACUAACCACUCCAGCUGAAUUAGUGUUCAGAAGUGUCCUAUUGGGCGUGGCUUAGUAUUCUAAUGAGCAUGCUUGAGUGACACCCGUCUCUCUCAGACACACCCAGCCUACUACACCACACUCAUUGGUACAACUUUAAUCAGACUCAAAGGACACAGAAAACAAGUCGUUUCUGAAAGCUGUGUGGAACAAGCGAUAUCAGCCUUGUGAUUGGUGACGGUAAAACUGACAGCAAAGCUCGGGAAGUGGUAGCUCAGUGGUUAAGCUGCUGAAGUCCUGCUCAGAAGAUUGAGAGUUCAAGCUGCCACUGCUGGGCCCUUGAGCAAGGCCCUUAACCCUCAACUGCUCAGUUGUAUAAAUGAGAUGCUUGUAAUGUGCUCUGGAUAAAUGCUAUAAAUGUAAAACAUAUGCAAAUCUACCCUGAAAUGAGCCCCGCCCACUUUACAUCUGAUUACAUGUAGACCUACUGAACAUUGUGCCCAUAAGACCAACUUUAACCUUAAAAAAAAAAAAAUCACUCACAGAUUUCUCUUUCCUGUGACUUUAACCAUCAAAACCACUGUCUGAUUUUCAAAUCUUCUAUUUUCACUUUUAAAAAACCCAAUAAGCCAAAGGUUUUCCAGAUAAUCACAGAACAGUUGAGGUGUGAAUGAGAGUGUGUGUUGUGAGGAACUAACCACUCGGUGUGUAAAUAUGUACAUGUGGAAGAGUGUAACUAGAGUUUAUACUGGAGCUGUAUAUUGUUAUGAUGAUGCACUUCGGUCACUACUGCCUGGAGAGACGGGAUUCUCUCUACGAUAUCUGCGCUAGAGCUCUCUCACUGUUCGCUCGUGUUGUAUGUCAGAUUUGCCAGUAAACCCACACUACUGUAUCUUUUUUUAAUCCCCAUCCCACUCUUUUAAUAUGUAACCGUUUUUCUAUGCAAAAUGAAAAAAAAAAAAAAGCAGAUGUCACAGAUUAAAAUUCAGUCCUUUUUA
This is a messenger RNA of Pangasianodon hypophthalmus (striped catfish), 3224 nucleotides long. RefSeq names its product hes-related family bHLH transcription factor with YRPW motif 2 (gene hey2). The record is from RefSeq and is a predicted model, not a curated record. The coding region runs from base 219 to 1088 and encodes 289 amino acids. Gene Ontology annotation, cellular component: nucleus. Gene Ontology annotation, molecular function: DNA-binding transcription factor activity, RNA polymerase II-specific; protein dimerization activity; RNA polymerase II cis-regulatory region sequence-specific DNA binding. Gene Ontology annotation, biological process: regulation of transcription by RNA polymerase II; anterior/posterior pattern specification; regulation of neurogenesis. The transcript is spliced from 5 exons. NCBI's taxonomy places the organism in Eukaryota, Metazoa, Chordata, Actinopteri, Siluriformes, Pangasiidae.